Boleophthalmus pectinirostris (great blue-spotted mudskipper) is the source of this 3469-nucleotide messenger RNA. It is a transcript of the gene cald1b, whose product is annotated as caldesmon 1b. The coding region runs from base 667 to 2940 and encodes 757 amino acids. The record is from RefSeq and is a predicted model, not a curated record. The transcript is spliced from 17 exons. NCBI's taxonomy places the organism in Eukaryota, Metazoa, Chordata, Actinopteri, Gobiiformes, Gobiidae. Gene Ontology annotation, biological process: muscle contraction. Gene Ontology annotation, molecular function: calmodulin binding; actin binding; myosin binding.
CUCAUAUAAACACCAUGUUCGGUCUCACACCUUUUCAUAUGCCACAAGGCUAUUGUUUGUCUUAUUAUUUUAGACAAUUUGCAGUAGAACCUCUUUGUUUCAUAUUGCUACUAUUACUAUUACUAUUACUAUUACUAUUACUAUUACUAUUACUAUUACUAUUACUAUUACUAUUAUUUAUAGCCAGUACUAACAAACUUAAGAAUGGCUUUAACUUAACACCACUACAUUUAAAAUCAAAAACACAAUUUUUGUAAGUAUAUUGUGUUAAAUAAUGUUCAUUUAUUUCCACAUGUAGGUCAUGAUUGACCAGAUUCAACCCAUGGGACACAAAAUGCUUAGGUCUACUCUUUGUUAUAAAACAACCAAUAACUAAAAGGAAUGUAAGGUUUAGUUUUUAAGAUGGUUAGAAACAGUGAUGGUCAAUAGUGAGACUGAGCAGGAGUCAGACAGAGGAGGAGGAGGAGGUUGAGGAAGAGAGGCAGCCUUUGCCUUUUCUGGUAUAGUCCCAUCCACAGAGAACCAGCAGGGACUCAGAGCGGCACAGGGCAAGAUAUAAGCCAGACAGUACAGAGGCUGAUAUAUGAACUUCAGGCUGAGGCCAUUGUCUAUGGAGCAAAACUCUGACUCUUCUCAGUAAGAGGUUAAGUCUUUGAUCGUGACAUUAUGGAUGACGACUUUGACCGUCGUAUGGAGCUGAGGAGGCAGAGGAGAGAGCAGAUGCGGCAGGAGGCUGAAAAGACGGGAACAACAAAUGAAGAGGAGGAAGAAGAAGCUCGUGAGCGGAGGAGACGAGCCAGAGAAGAGAGGAAGAAGAUGAGAGAGAUGGAGGACCCUGAGGCCAACGAUCAAGUCAUUGACACCAAUAAUGUGACAGAGACAGACUCUAGCAGCGGCUCUAACCUCACCUCAGGGCUGGACGAUGACCAGGCAUUACUCGAGCGUUUGGCCCGGAGAGAGGAGCGCAGGCAGAAGAGGAUGAAGGACGCUAUGGAGAGGCAGAAGUCUCUGGAGCUUGAGCAGGCUCCUCCUGUUGCCAACGGCGACGGGACAGACCAUAAACCUGAGGAAGAGCAGACCCCUGUCAGCAGCAGCACCACAGAGGCCCAGUCUGAGCAAGAGGAGGCACAGGCACAAGCAAGACAAGCCCAGGAGGAAGAGGAGCUGAACUCAACUCACAAAGAGGAAGAGCAGACACAGGAGGAAGAGCAGCAACCUGAAGAAGACACAAGUGCUUCUGCCAUUGUAAAUGAGGAGCAGGCAGAGGAAAAGCCUGCAGAGACAGAUGCAGGAGAAGAAGAGGCUCAGUCUAAGGAUGCAGAAGAGGAAGUGACUCCCACUGUUGAAGAAGGUGAAGAAGAGGAAGAAGAGGGAGAACAGGAGGAAGAAGGACAGAAAGAGGAAAUAGAGGAAGAGUCACAAACAGAGGAAGCAGAGGAGAAAAGUCAAGAAGAAGAGGAGAAAAAACAACAAGAACAAGAGGAAGAGGAACGGAAAAGACAGGAGGAAGAGGACGAAAAAAGACAAGAACAAGAGGAGCAGAGGAGAAAAGAGGAGGAAGAACAGCAAAGGAAAGAGGAGGAGAGAAAAAGACAAGAAGAGGAAGAGAGGUUAAAGAGGGAGGAAGAGGAGAGGAGGAGACAAGAGGAGGAGCAGAGGAGGAGGGAGGAAGAGGAAAAGCUAAAACGAGAAAUGGAGGAGAAGAAAAAGAAAGAGGAGGAGGAGAGAAGGAAGAAGGAGCUAGAAGAGAAGAAGAAAAAGGAGGAAGAGGAGAGGUUAAAACGACAGGAAGAGGAGAAGAAGAAGAAAAAAGAAGAGGAGGAGCGACGGAAAAAAGAGCUGGAGGAGAAGAAGAAGAGAGAGGAGGAAGAGAAGAAGAAGAGAGAAGCAGAGGACAAGAGGAAGAAGGAGGAGGAGGAGAAACGCAAGAAGAUGGAACUGGAGGAGAAGAAGAAAAAACAAGAGGAAGAAAAAUCUAAGAAAUUUGGAUUCAAGGAAAAGAAUGAGCCCAAAAAGCUUCAAUCGCCCUUUGAGAGUAAACUUAAGAAAACUGAAAAACCAAGUUUCAGGGAAAAUGCCCCCUUCUCAAAGUCAGAGGACGCAGAGAAGAAGGAGGCAGAGAGGAAGCUCCAGGAGCUGAAACAGAGACGAAAUGAAGCUGAGAGUGAAGAAAUCGAGAAGAUGAAGCAGAAGCAGCAGGGAGCUGAGGCCGAGCUGGAGGAGCUGAAGAAGAAGAGAGAGGAGAGGAGGAGGAUUCUGGAGGAAGAGGAGAGACAAAAGAGACAGGAACUGGAGGACAAGAAGGCCAAAGAACAGGAAGAGAGAAAGAGGAUGAAGGAGGAAAUAGAGAAAAGAAGAGCAGAAGCAGCAGAGAAGAAGAAACAGUUGGAGGGGGAAUCAACCAAACCUGCAUUUGCCAUUAGCCCUAAAGGAUCCUCAAAGAUUGGGGAGAAGGCAGAAUUCCUGAGCAAAUCAGCCCAGAAAACCACGCCAAGCAGAAUCUCUCAUACCCCCAUUGUUUCAAAGAUUGGCAGCCGACUAGAACAGUUUAACUCUGCCGUACAGGGUCAGAAAGAAGUCAAAUCCCCCAAACCCACAGUGACAGACAUUCCUACUGGAGGAGCUCGGAGCAUAAAGACCAUGUGGGAAAAAGGCAACUUUAGUGGCAGCACUGAGUCCAGUCCAGCUCCUGCUAAUAAAGAGACCCCUGGUAAUAAAGUAGGUGUGCCCGGUCGUCUGAGCAGUCGGAUGUCAAAACCUGCUGAGCCAGAGAAGACAGCGCCACCUGCAGCUGAAGUGGCAGCAUCUCCUCCACCCCAGACAACACCAGCAAAGCCCACGGAUGUAAAACCAAGUGAGAGUGCAAACAAACGUGGCAUGUGGGAACCCAAGAAGACCUCAACACCCGGCAAGUUGGGAGGAGGAGUUAAGAGAUGGUGAGAUUAAAGAUCUACAAUAUUUCUGAUGAUAUAAAGCAUCUUCUGAUAUUGAAGAAUCCAAUCCAGUACAAAGAUUUGGAUCAUGUUAAGUCUUGUCUGCUACUUCUGCUACACUGUCUUCUAUCAAUUCAUCUAUUGUUCAAAUGUGUGUUUUUAUAUAAUUUACAGAUACGUGUAGGAGACAUAAAUGUUAAUAUGCUUUCGCAUUCAUGAGCCAGUAGCAUUAUUUUUAGAGAUCACCGCUUUUGAGCACACUCCAGUUAAGGGGGGCUUUUUGAAAUAGACAGAUCAUGCUAAUACUACAGUAUGUUGUAAGCACUUUCAGUAGAAACUUCAGAGAAAAUAAACUGUUAGAAAUCAGAUUUUUUUAAAGCAAGUUUUCAAGUUAUUUGAGUAACAAAGUAUUAAUAACCCAAAGACUUGAAGUAUGUUUUACAUUUUUACAAAUGUCUGUAAUUACAUCUACCUUUAAAUGCAUUAAAACUUGUGUUUGCCUGCCUUUAUUGCUUGAGCAAAAAUAAAACUUGCUU